This is a messenger RNA of Melanaphis sacchari, 3518 nucleotides long. Its product is annotated as cilia- and flagella-associated protein 57-like. Gene Ontology annotation, molecular function: protein binding. Lineage: Eukaryota; Metazoa; Arthropoda; Insecta; Hemiptera; Aphididae. The record is from RefSeq and is a predicted model, not a curated record. The transcript is spliced from 14 exons. The coding region runs from base 247 to 3441 and encodes 1064 amino acids.
AGAUGCAUACAUAAUGCACCUAUUGGAGGUGAAUUGAUUUUAUAAUUAUGCUUAUAAUAUAGAAAUAUUUUGGCUGUGGCCGAAAAGGGUAAGAAACCGUCAAUCAGCUUAUACGAUUUGGAUAAAUUCAAACACAUAAGGCAGCUGACCAUACCAUAUGAAUCUAAAGCCAACAGUUUCAUAAAUAUUAAGUUUUCUUAUGACGACGUAUAUGUGGCUGCGCUUUCUGGCGAUCCUGAUUAUAUAAUGUACUAUUACAAUUGGAGACAGUCGAAAGUCGAGAGUCACUUGCAAGUUGUAACCUCAGCGAACGCCGCUGGACCUGUAUCAGAUAUGGCGUUAAAUCCAGUCAAUAGCGGUUUAUGCUGUUUUGUUGGCAAGGGAUUGUUCCGUUCGAUGGUCAUGGGCGAAUUGGUUUGGAAACAAUACGGAUUUCACAAAGCCAACAAAUUUAAUUUUAGUACUGUGUGUUGGUUAAAUAGCGAGAGAGUUUUAGCUGGUACUGUUGAUGGUCGUAUAUUUUUGAUCGAAAAUGGUGAAUUAAAGUCUGUUUACAACAUUCAGACUCUCUCGGAGUUCGACCCAAAUGUGAUAGAUCCAAAUCCAUUGCAAGUACGGCCACUAUUAGAUAGUCGGGAUAUGAAAAUUCAAUACUUUACACCAGUUAGAAAUGGACUAAUGUUUGUGGUGGAUGGUUACCAAGUUUACUACUACAAAAUUAAAGGGAAUCGGUAUAGAAAAAGCAUCGUGUUUCAAGUGCCUAGAGACGGCGAACGUCAAGUGAAUAUCAGUGAAGGUAGUGGCGAUAGUGGCAGUAACAGCAACGGUGACGGUGAUGGAAAUACCGAUGACAGUGUCGGUGGUGAUUGUAAAGUAUCAGAUGCUAUAAAUACGUUGAGUGUUAGCCCAAAAAACAAGAAACUAGUUUGCGUCACUGGCACAUCUCGAUUGUAUUGGUCAUCGACAGAAGGAAAAUCCGGAAUGAUGGAUGUAGAGCUUGAACCGUUUGGCGAGACGCUGCACCGUGGUGGCGUGUUUGGUCUGUCUGUUAGUGAUUGGAAACCCAUCUUCAUGACUUGUGGAAAAGUUGAUCGGACUGUGAAACUGUGGGACUAUAUGAGACGCACGUUGCUGCUGUCUCAGUGCUACGAUGAGGACGUGCACGAUGUGUCGCUACACCCAACGGGGUCAUACGCGGUAGUAGCGUUUCAAGAUCGUGUCGUGUUUAACGUUAUAUACGACUCCGUAGCGCUGAAACCACGCCGAGAGUUUCCCGCGGAUAAUUGUCAUUUGGUUCGGUUUAGUUUAUCCGGUCACAUGUUUGCUGUCAUCAACAACCUGGUUAUCGACGUCUAUUGCUCGAUUACAUUCGACAAACGAUUCACGCUUUCUGGCCACAAGAAUAAAAUCACAGAUCUAGUUUGGGCCAACAGUGACUGGAAGUUGGUGUCGUGCGACGUCGAUGCUCGAAUGUGUAUCUUUAAUUUGUAUACGAAUGAACACGUGAUCGACAUCAAAUUUUUGAAUAAGACAUUCGUUAGUCUUGCUGUAUCGAACAAUAUGAAACAAAUCUACACGGCUUCACCUGAUGGCAGAGUCAGAGAGUUAUAUAACCGAACGGUGAUUCGUGAUAAAGAUUUAGACCAUGGUCCGUUAAAUACUAUAAUUCUAUCCAGGUCAGAUUUAAUUUUAUUCAUAGCGUGUCAAAACGGCGUCAUAUUAUCUCUGGAAUUGCCAAUCAAGUCUCAAAUCAAAUACAAAGAAUUUUGCAUUCACAAUAAAACUAUAUCAAAGAUGCGGUUGUCAAUAAACGAUUCAACAUUGAUAACGUGCUCUGUGGAUGGUAGCAUUUGUAUAUGGUAUGUGAAAAACUCCAAAGGGAAGAUUACACAUGCUACUACAAAAUUUUCAGAUGAUAUUCUCGUUUCAUCUAAUUAUUUGAAGAAUAAAGUUGAAACGGUUUCAAUUUUAAAUUUGAGGUUAAUAGAAUUGGAAAAAAACAGUGAAAAUGAUAUAGUUCAACUAGAAAAAUCUCACGAAAGACAGUUACGAAAAAUAAAAAAUCAAUUUUCUUUGAAGAUGGAACUAGUAAAACAAAAAGAAAAUGAAAUGUAUGCAUUACAUGUUGGCGAUAAAAUUCGUUUAGAAAAUGAAAUCACUAAUCUAAAGCAAAACCAAGAAUCCGAUAUUCAAAUGUUGAAAGAUAGUUACGAGGAACAACUUAGAUAUGAAGAUGAAAAAUACGUUAAGACAGAAAAAGAUAUAUUUGAUAUAAAUAAUGGUUUAAAGAGACAAACAGAAAUAAUUUUAACCACUCAUGAAACGAGUAUGCAGGAAUUAGCCAAAAAAUUCGAAGAAGAUUUAAAGAAAGAAGAGGACAUUUUUCAAAAAUUCAAGGACGAAUUGAGCAAGGAAAUGAAUCAAUAUGAAAUUGAGAUAGACGAAUUUGACUACCAAGGUGAUUGGGAAGUGUAUGGGCUGUUUAAUGAAAUUGUGCCCGAAUAUCAAAAGUUGUCAUGGAAAAAUAAAAAAGCACAAAAAGAAGUCAAUGCAUUAAAAGUUAAGAUUAGAAUGGCCAAAAAAGAAGAAGAAGACAUAAAGUAUAUGGUUGAUAAAUUUGAUGACGACAUUAAGAAAAUGAUAGCAGAUGAAGAAAUAUUAGAUGAAAAAAUUGAAGUGAUGGAAAAGACGAUGCAAGAAUGUAAUGCGACUAUACAAGGUAAAGAUAAUUGGAUGGAAAAUGAGAAAUUGAAUAUGAAAGACGUUGAAAUACAAAUAUUAGUAUUAAGGUUCAAUAAGGAAGAACAAAUAAAAGUUAUCGAUCCAUUGAAAAUGAAACUUAAUAAUUUAAAAGCAUUCAAAGAUUCGAUGUUGUUUUUUAAAUAUGAAAUUGGAAAUUCGAUGGAACAAAUGAACUUGGAAUGUGGUAUGGUAAGACAAAAGAUAAAAUCAAAAAAAAAAGAGUUAAAACAAAUUGUAGGAGGAAUUAGAAUACGGGAAGCGUUUAUUAAAAAUUUGCAGCUCGAAGUAUACUACAUCUACAAAGGCAUAGAUAAUGAAGUUAAAUUAAGAGAUUCCAUUAGUAGUUUACAUCUUAAAUUUACAAAUAGUAAUUGGUUAGAUGGAAAAAAAUCAAAUGACUUGUUAAGACAGAGACAAUUUUUAGAAAGGGCCGUGACCAACUUAGAACGCCGCAAAACUGUAGCUGAUGAACGACAGAAUCCUUUGCAAUUCGAUAUUGUUGAAAAAAAUCAAUUUCUUCUCCUUUUAGUUAAUAAGUUGAGAAAAGAAGUAAAGACGAAUGAGUCCAAGUGCAAAGAAUUACAGAGUAUUAUUGAAAAGAAAACCUGUCGAUCGGUAUUGGUCGAAAAUAUUAAAGUUAAAGAAGAAGAAGAAAAAGAAAAAGAAAAAGAACAAGAACAGUCAUUUAAAAGUUUAUGAAAACCAGUCGAAUGACUUUGUGAAAAAUUCUUAUUAAUAUUAGUGAUGGAGUAAAACAGAAUUAGGUUUAAUUAUAU